AUGAGCCAGGCAGCCGCCGCCGCGCGCCUAUUUGAGGCGCAGUUCAAUCAUCUGGUUCUGCCGGCUAGCCUGCCACACAAACGCGACUUCAACCUUCCUCGCCUUGAGGCUGCCAUCACAGACCGUCUGCUCCGAGCCUGUCACCUUCUUCGGGAAUCAGCAGCGGGCGACAGCUACUUCGAGUGGGAUAAGCUACGCCGCAUCCUCCUCAUCGCCAAGGCUGUCAACCUUGAUGGCAGGAUCGAAAAGCUUACUCUGAUCCAAGAGUUUCGCCAUCUCGAACAUGACGGCUUUUUGAUACUACACAUCGCAGAGCAGAAUGCUGGCCUUCUUGUUCGCCGACUCAACAGUGACCACGGCCAAGAGGUCGCUUUUGAGGCUUUCGAAGCCUCACCUCGCUCCAAAGACGUGCUCGCUACCGAAACGGCUUUGGAAUGGGAGUUUCCAGGCGGUGCCGUCGCCGUGCCGUACACAACCUUCGCUAACGACGGUUUCCAAGACAGCGUCGCCAGCUUUUUGCAGCAAUGCAGCAUAGAGUCGAUAAAACGCUUUGCUGCACGUGCCGAUAAGGGCGGCUCUUCUGCCAUCGAGACCCGCGAUACAACGGACCCUGCCAUGAUAUCGUCGCUGCUCAUGACCGUCCUCGAAGCUCAUGGCCGACGCUUAUCGACGCCUUUGCUGCGCAAGCGCGUGCGCGACAACGUCUGCUGGGGCGAUGGAGCAGAAAACCCAUGGCGGAGGCUUCCCUUCUGGCUAGUGCUACGUGUUGGGCUUGCAAGAUACCUAGCGACACAGCAUGGCGGCGAGAUCGGCAGGCUGCGCUACAAACUCCUCAUGUCCGUCACGCUCGCUCAGCUGCUCCAGGACUCUUUGAGCCAUCUCGACCCGCAGAACAUCUCGACCCUGAAGGCCAAGCUCGCACGCCGCCUUGCGAAGCUGGAGAUGGCCAAAGACCGAGCCUCUCGACCUGUCCACAUCCACUACGACUCUGCCUUCGCUACCUUGAAUCCGAAAUUCCAGGCAAUAUUGCAGGAAGCAAAUCAACAUGUUGAGAAUGUGUGGGGUGCACUCAAAGGGAGCAUGAAGAGACCCAUUCGAAAGCUCACUCGCUACGCGCAUCCGGACCACUUAAGGCUCACUUUACCAAAGUCCAGCCGCAUCCUGCACAGCAUUCUGAACAAUCCUAUAGUCAUGGACAACGUACAGAUGCAUCCGGUUAAUCUCGAUAUGGGUGCUGCCAACCAGAACAUGAGACCAUUGGCAACCCACUGCUUCUCUCUGGCUCAGUUCGAAAUGGACGUGGAACAGGGUCAUGCCAUUGCUGGCGCGUCGACUCUGAGCGAUGUGUGUAUGGAAGCGCAUCGAAAGAUCGAUAGCUACCUCGACCUAGUCUCUUCUGCCUACGAUGGCAACCCGGAACAAAAGAGCAUCAUGAUCUUGACAGUCAUGGACCUGUGGGUGACCUUGGAUCGGGCUGCCACAAGGCUGUUCGGAUUGCUUCUAGCCUUCUCGCCAGGCAUCUCUCCCGAGGCCCUUGACGUCCUUCAGCUUCCCCGCUUUUCCGACAUGCAACGUUUGCAGAAGAUUCAGAGCUGGCUUCGCUUGAGGCAGGAGAAGAGCAAGUUCACUAAGGAAACCAUCUUCGACAAUCUACACCCCGGCUGCUUCGCAGAACGUUACUACGACGAACUGGAUACUGGAACCCUUCCAGAGCUUCAUGAGCGCAUUGAACAUGCUGCAGAAAAGGCUCGGCAACGCAAAGAGGAAGAGUUCGAAGGCCUCAGUGAAGAGUUCGAGAACCUGCUUCAAAGAAUCGCAGAAAUGUCAUGCGUCUACUUUGAUGACGGGUUCCUGAGAGAACAUGACUCCAAAAGAUGCACAAGGUGCUUCUACGAACGAAAGGCAAAAAGGAUGUUCAUCGCAACUCACGAGCACUUCCUACCCAGCGACCCUGUUCAUGCCAAAGCUGUUGUUUUUGAGCUGGCCUGCCCUCCUGCUUUUGCAGUAUAUCGCAGCGCUACCUGGAAGGUCUUGGGUGUUUUGGGCCGUCCCAAACUGACAUGCCGCGAUGAGCCUCGUUUGCUGAUUCAGGAAUAUGGCCCCCUCAUGCCAUACUCAACUCCUCGCACAGGUGGAAUCACAUUAGGCUCGACAACCAAGUCAUUUCUUGGAACUCAUUACCGCAAGGUCUGGUUCCCGGCCAGUCUGGAUAAUGUCUGCUUGCCAAAUCCGCUGCGACUCAACUACUUCGACAAAUUUACGGGUUCCUGGCCUGGUUCGGAGAAGGGGAAACCGACAUUUGCACAUCAUUGCCAAGUGAUGAUUCCUCCCAAGUCCCCAUUCUCCUCGCUGCUGUCACAACCCCAGUUUGCACCGGAUGCCAAUGGCCCUCCGUCAAACGACGUCAUCGCUAGCCAAGCUCGCUGCCCACCAGGUGUCUCCUCACAUGAAUACAUGGCCUUCCAGAGCUUGUUCUCCGGAAAACACCGCAGAUGGCCUCUCCUACUUGUGGAGUUGGCAUCAUCAAAUCUCAAUUUCAGCGCAGAAGCAACGUCCUUACUGGUCUCUCAGCUCUCGUCACAGGCCGGUCCGGAACAUGGAAAAGACCCUCUUCGAACCGUACACCAAGUCUUCCGUGACGCGUCCUUCUGUGAGAAACUGCUCGAGCAAAUUCGGAUACGGUUGGAAGUCGUAGUUGCAAACUGGAGAGAGACGAACAGUAUGAACAUGCUCAUCACUCUACUUUUGCGGCUGGUUGCUUUGGGUUGCCGGGAGCCUGCAGAUGACGCUCUGGUCUUGCUUGAUCGAGUCCGACGCAUCACUCACAACUGGAUUUGCCAGCUGCGCUCUGAAAUCCACAAAGCAACUGACGCUGAGACCUCCCGCCGGUGUUCGAGGUAUGCCCUUUGGGCCGCGCUUCUCUGCCGAAGAACUUUCUCUAUGUACUGUGAGUAUGAUUAUCAAAGACUACAGCAGACCAUAUCAUCAGCGGAUCUCCAGAGCUUCGUUGAAUCCUCCAUUACUCUGCAAGACAAUAUGGUCAGCGACCCAGCCAGCUUGCCUGCAGUGUUGCGCCACGCUCUUAUGCGGGACCUCAAGAUGGUUCACCGUUUGAAGUUCUUCAUUCGUCAGUCAAUCACUGUGAACUCUGAAGGGUUGAUUGCCGCAAUCAACAACGUAUGGCCGUCUGUGCCAGGAUCUACCUCGAGGACCUGCUCCGACUUGGAGUUCCUCGGCUCUCCUAACGCCUGGACAAUCAAGCUCACUUUUGAGGGUGGGGAGCAAAGCAAACAGCAAUCGGUUCAUUACGACAUUCUCGAAGGUCACCUUUUGAUCGACAACAAACCCUUGGGCAGGCUUCCCACGGAGCAUCGUAACUCAGACAUCCUGUGUGGGCUCUUUGGCCAACAGAACCUGCUUGUCUACCCAUCCGGGCUCUACGGAAUGACGUACCAGCUGGCCAUCGCCGAGAAAGGCAAUGAAAUCCACGUCGGCUUCCGCAAUCGGAUGCUGAUCGUCCGUGUCCGGACUUGUGACAAAUACGGAGUCAGAAUCCUCGAGCUGAUCCCCCGAGAGGUUUUUAUUGAAAAUGGAGUAUACGACCUUCCAGCAUCCCUGGUCGAUGACUGUGCUCAUUGGUUGGAUCUCAAUAAUGGUCGUCUUGAGAUCCGUCCAGUCUCUGACAUGUGGGUUCGAAAGCUGAGCCACUGGUGGGUUGAUAUGAGGACGCAUGUUGCUUACCGUCGAGGCAGCCGCUUGGUUGAUCCACACAGCUCGCUCUUCCGCCAAUUUGCAGACGUUUUCCAGUACUUCGAACACCCACAGCGGCUAACACUGUACCAACCGCCGCAACCCCACCCAUUGACGGUUGAAUUGAGGCGACUGGAGCUCAACUUUUACGUGAACUUCAGGAACUGCCUUUGUUCCAGAGAGUUGAGAGCAGAGAUCGACCCGGACCAAGAUGCUGGGACUUGGUACGGACUGAACAGCAAGCUGGUUCUUCGUGAUUCGGUCAAUGCACAGAACCGUAGCAUUAUUGUUCCUUUGGGUUCCCUCUCGUAUCACCGCAACAAGUUUCACGUAGCAGUCAACGUGGUACCCAACGGAAACUAUGCCAGGUACACAAUCAAUACAGUCCUCGGUCGGCUUGAUUGUCCUGCAGAGCCAUGGCUACUGUAUUUCAAAGCACAGCUGCAUGCAUUUACAUCGGCAAUCCUUCCGGAUCCACUCACGGGACGCACAGGCACUGAGGAGGCUUUGCACCUACUGCGGUCCGGCAGCUGUCAGCCUUGGUCACCUUUGCAAACGGGUCCAUUAACGUGUCUCGUCCAGAUUGCCGGCCUGACUCCGACAAGAGAGUACUAUCCUGAAGGCCUGAAGCAGAUGCAGAAAGUUCACUGGAAUCCCAAUUUGACGAUCGCGAUCCAACGAGACGAGUUCUUACCGCUGGUGAAAACUAUCUGCAGGCGGUCCUCUGAACUGCUCAAUUUCGUCGAUUCAACUUCGGAGAAACCUCAGAUUCGAGAGCUUGACCUACAUCUGCUUCAGCGUAGCAUCAACCACAGGCAGCUCUACGAGCGUACCAGUGACGAGUCCCAGGAACGAUUCGCUCCGGAGGACGCAACUUACAUGGCCCGAGAUAAGCCAACGCUUACGAGAGAGCGCCAAAACGUAUUUGAAAGCGUGAAGCUCCUCACGAGAUGGUCCCCGAACCUUCCUACGACUUCAGAGCUUGGCCGAAUUCUGCAACAAUGGCCGAUCAUCCAAGGACAUGGCCAAAUCUUCAGCAAGGUCCUUCUGAGUGACUAUCUUGAUCUUCAAUUCGGGCUUCAUUGGGGCUCCCUGGUCGACUUCUGCCGUGAUGCAACGCAGGAUCUAGUUUACACUCUCAGCUUCAUGUUCGGUGCAUUGUCUUUCGAUGACAAUGCAAAUAUGGACAUAAUUCGGGUCCUUAUUGCUUUCACGAUAUCUGAGCAAUUGAAGAACUUGCAGCCUCCAGAAUGGCCCUCCUACUCGCAAUUCCGUCAAGGCCAUAUCCCCACUGUUGGCUACAUCGCGAAGCUUGUAAAGCAUUGCCGGAAGCCUUACUCAGGCGAUUAUCGGUCGGAAUUCGGUCUCAGCCUUUCCGCCAAGAUGCGGAAGAACUUGGAAGCACAGCAGCUUGCCCAUGAAGAAAAGGAAGAAAGGGACUGUAACGGCUUCGUGGGCUUCCUUCUCAAGCAAUGGCCCUGUGCAGAACCGACGCUUGAUGGUCUGCCACAGGAUUCCUUUCCCUUACUUGAUGUCAAGCAGGCCUUCGAGAUCAUCAAGCCGGAGUGGCUCCGGCUUUUCCAGAAUAUUGAAUUGUCUCAAUAUCUCGCACAGGUUCAGCAGAGACUUGAUCACUACUAUUCCCCGCCGAUCCCCUUGCAGAUGGAAUUGCCUUCCGAAGAAAAACACAUUCUCUUCCCUGGAGGUCGUGGCGAUGAAAUUCCCUCACUGUCAAAGGAUCUGCUUUGUAAAUCAAGCACCAUUACUCCGAAGAAAGCUUCCAAAGAUUCCGGAUCUUUGGUUGGGAUUGCGGGAGACAGCGUAGGCAGCAGCAUCAAGGAGAACAUUCCCACAGGCCCCAAGCAGCUCCGUCAAGCGAACACCUCAUCCACGAGGACCAGAGAGGUAGCUGAGCUAGAGCAAAUCGUUAGCGCUCUGUCGAACUCAAAGUCCACAGUCAAACAGCACUACGCACGAGACCUAAAGCAAAGCAUCGACUCGCUUAGGUCAUUGGACACUGACGCCAAGCUGCCAACAGACGCCAACUUGCCAGCGCAAAUGGUCGUUGCUGUUUCUGAAGCCCGGGAACAAGUUCAAGAUCACCUUAAUUCAAUCGAACAGAACCUGGCCCGCAACGAUCCGCGAGCAAAAUGGUUGAAAGCAGGUGGCCUGUGGCCAUGUACCACAACUGUGGCACUUCUGGAGCAAAUCCGCUCUACCUCUACUGCCGUCUUCGGCUCAGGGAUGAAAGAGAGUCUUGUUGACUUUGCAGUCUCCAUCACGCACCUUCAAAGAAUGCUACGUCUGCACGAUGCAUCUUUGAAAGACAACGAGCAGAAGCUCAAGGAAGAGCGAACGUACGCAGGGCACACCAAUUGGCAACCGGCCUGCUAUACCGACUGGCUACUGCUCGAGGUUGAUUCAAACAUCCUCAUUAGACCGGGACAGAUUGACGUCGCGCUUGCAACUAUUUCGCCAAGCUCGGGUGCCAAUUCUGUUCUUCAAAUGAACAUGGGUCAAGGAAAGACUUCUUGCAUCAUACCAAUGGUUGCAGCGUCGCUCGCAGAUACAAAACGACUCGUACGCAUCGUCGUUCCGAAUGCACUACUUUUACAGACGGCUCAAUUGCUGCAUGGAAGGCUUGGAGGCUUGUUGGGUCGUCAGAUCCGCCAUGUUCCUUUCUCACGCAAGACUCAAACUACUCAGAGCACCACCAAGGCUUUCUGGGACAUCCACAAGGAGAUGAUGAAAGACGCUGGAAUCAUGAUUGCUCUUCCAGAGCAUAUCAUGUCAUUCAUGCUCAGCGGCUUGCAGCGCCUGUCAGAUAACCGAAUCCCUGAGGCAACACCGAUGGUGAGAGUCCAAGCAUGGAUGCGCAAAGUCUGCCGUGAUGUCCUUGACGAGUCAGACUUUACCCUUGCCGUCCGUACUCAACUCAUCUACCCCUCUGGGCAACAGACUUCUGUGGAUGGUCAUCCACACCGUUGGGAAACGGCCCAAGCUCUUUUGAAACUGGUUGAAACACAUCUCUGGAAUCUGCAUCACGACUUCCCCCGGAGCAUCGAAGUCAUCAGUAGAUCAGCCGGAGGAUUCCCGCUUUUCUUCUUGUUAAGAAAGGACGUGGAAGAUGCUUUGGUUUCGCGUAUCGUGGACGACAUCACUCGUGGCAAGACUUCGAUCUUGCCAUGCCAAGAGUGUUCUGCUGCGGACAGGCAAGCUAUUCGAAGAUACCUCACGGAUUCCUUUGUCCCUCAGUCAACUGUGGACCGCAUCCAGACAAUGUUCACGGACACUCCUGUGGCCCGCCAGAGUCUCCACCACAUGAGAGGCCUUCUGGUACACAGGAUUCUACUACUCACGUUCAAGAAGCGCUGGUCCGUCCAAUAUGGCCUCCAUCCUUCUCGAGAUCCAAUUGCUGUCCCAUAUCAUGCCAAAGGUGUUCCUUCGGACCAGGCGGAAUGGGGUCAUCCUGACGUUGCCAUCUUGUUCACGUGUCUUUCUUUCUACUAUCAGGGCCUCUCAACAACUCAGCUACGGUACUGCUUGGAGGCCGUGGUGAAGUCGGACGACCCGUCAAGCGAAUAUGACCGUUGGAUGCACAGUGGUCCAAACAUACCCGGCUCGUUGAGGGAGUGGAAUGUCAUCAACGUGGACGACGAGUCCCAAUUGCACGAGCUAUGGCAGCAUCUGCGGUGCAGCAUUGUCGUGGUCAACUACUACCUGAACCACUUCGUGUUCCCCAAUCAUGCAAAGCAAUUUAAAAUCAAACUGCAGUCCUCGGGAUGGGACAUUCCGCUGGUGGCGUUGGCCCCAUCUCAAAACGGGAAACCCUCCAGCCAUCGGCCAUUGACGACAGGAUUCAGCGGAACGAACGACAACCGGACGUUGUUACCGUUGACUAUCAAGCAGCAGGAUCUCGCAGGUCUUUCUCACACCAACGCUGAAGUCAUUACGUACCUGUUGCAGCAACGUAACCGACGUUAUGUCCUUGCUGCCGAUCACCGUGGCAGGCGAAUCUCAGAGGAGGACUUUCUCAAACGUCUCGCAAAUCUCAAAAUCCGCAUCCUGAUAGAUGCCGGAGCUCAAAUCCUUGAGAUGGACAACCUUACCCUUGCUAAGUCGUGGCUACGCAUUGACUAUGAGGCGAAGGCGGCUCUUUACUUCCAGGCCAACAGACCUUUCAUCAUUUACCGCAAUGGCACCAAGGUUCCUCUUCUCGCAAGCCCAUUCGCUGACGACUUGAGCCAGUGCCUCGUUUACCUUGACGAGGCACAUACCCGUGGGACCGAUUUGAAAAUGCCGAUAGAUGCUACAGGCGCACUGACUUUGGGCCUUGGACAGACCAAGGAUCACACCGUACAAGCUGCAAUGAGGCUUCGACAGCUGGCAACGACGCAAUCAGUGGUGUUCUUUGCCACUCCGGAGGUCCAUCAGAGUAUUUUGGAUCAACGGCAAAUGAGCCGUAUGGGAAGACUAAUCGAUUCCUACGACGUUGUUUGUUGGCUUCUGGAGCAGACCUGUGCCGGACUCGAGCAACUUCAGCCGCUGUACUAUUCUCAGGGCAUAGAUUUCUGCCGCAGAUCGCAAGCUUUGAUCGACAGUCCUGAUAUCCUCACGGAUUCGCGCCAACGUGAAGAUUGUCUGAAGGCGCUCCGCCAGGUGGAGCAUCAAACGCUGGAGCAGAUGUAUAAGCCCAAGACGAAUACCAAGGUUUCGAACGCCUCUAAAUUGUUCUCUGCGGAGCUCGCAGUGUUCGUAAAGGAGCUCAACAAGAGGCGCAAGGGGUUCCAGGACAACGGAAACGCUGUUCAUGCGUCAGCUCUUCAAGAGGUGGAGCAAGAAAGAGAAGUCGCACAUGAAGUGGAGAGUGUGCGUGAGGUCCAAAAGCCGGUGUUUUUCUCAGGUGUCAAGUAUUCCGGCCUUCACAAGGACAUCGCAAGUUUCGCUCAGACCGGCAGGCUUGUGGCCGGCUCUUUUGCCUACGAGCACAUGUUCGUCUGCCUCCGUGGUACUGCUUUGGGAGCGAAACACAGAAUCAACGGCGAGGUCAUCAAGUCCAAGCUAUUCGUAUCGAAGGAGUUCCCGAGAACCGUCGUGCUGUCUCGCCCGAACGAUAAUUUCUUGCGCCAAGUCAACUGGAUACUUUGGAGCACGGAGACCGACACGGCGAUUCUCGUUGUCCCGGAAGAGGCGGAGGAGCUCAUCCCUCUUCUCCGCGAGGUCGAGAGCCCUGUCACCUACCUUCUUACUUACGCCGCUCCUGUCACUCGCAAGAUGGUCCACUUCAACGGCCUGAACUACUAUUCGAUUCCACCCAUGUCGCCCGAUUGGAAAGCUCCCGAAUGGUUGAGUAUGGAGCUGGGCCUCUUCGCCGGUCGCUUGUACUUCGAGUUCGACGAGUAUGCGGGAAUGAUGAAGUAUCUCGGCCUCCGCGAAGACGAGGUGGACGAUCUUGCCAACGGCGUCGACGGCGUGGAGCUGCCUGAUGGCUCUAACGAAUCCGAAGGCAGCGAAGAGGACGACAGGUCCUCAAGCUCAGGCUCCGGCAGUGGAGAACAGCGCGUCAGCAAGAAGGCGGUCCCUUUCACCGCCAAGCCUCUCACUUUCAUCCGCGAGUGGCUCGCCUCCCGCCGCAAGGGCCAGGACUUCACUCACACGCCCAUGGGCUUCGUCUGCCAAGGCCGCCCGCUCUCUGCCGAUCACCCUUUCUUCGCUAAGGUUGUUGAGGAGCCGACGUUGCCGGCGGUGUUGGGUCAUGCGAGGAGCGGUGCCAACGGUGUUAAUGGCAUGGCUAAUGGUGCUCUGGAGCAUGAGGAGGAAGAGUACGAUGAUGCGGAGGAAGAUAUGUGGUUCGAUGCCGAGGAGGAAGGUGUUACAGGAGAGGAGCAGGUGAAUGGCUUCGAGGAGAGUGAUGAGGAAGCCGAGGAUGAGGAGAGUAGCGAGAGUAGUGACGACGACGAUGACUAUGUGGGCUAUUGA
This is a messenger RNA of Lasiodiplodia theobromae, 9729 nucleotides long. RefSeq names its product P-loop containing nucleoside triphosphate hydrolase. NCBI's taxonomy places the organism in Eukaryota, Fungi, Ascomycota, Dothideomycetes, Botryosphaeriales, Botryosphaeriaceae. The record is from RefSeq and is a predicted model, not a curated record. The transcript is spliced from 2 exons. The coding region runs from base 1 to 9729 and encodes 3242 amino acids.